This is a messenger RNA of Rhipicephalus microplus (southern cattle tick), 678 nucleotides long. RefSeq lists its product as uncharacterized. NCBI's taxonomy places the organism in Eukaryota, Metazoa, Arthropoda, Arachnida, Ixodida, Ixodidae. The record is from RefSeq and is a predicted model, not a curated record.
GUUAUGUCCAACUCCACGUUCCUGUGCACUGUGAGCGAGCCGGUCCGCAAUACGAAAGGCAAAAGUAUGCUCUACCUGCCUCCAGAUGGCCUAUGUGACGUCAUGUUUUACGAAUCUCUCUACAAGGACGGUAGGAACACCAUUAGUGGUGGUCCCAGCAGCUGGGACCUGGCUCCGAGGACCUUCCUUGAUGAGGCGUCCAAGUUCAGCCAGACCGCGAUCGGUUUUUCCUUUGCGCCAGAGCCCAACUUCCUGCGAGAGUCCAAGUACCCUGCAUUCUUCGGACGUAUAGUCACCUUUUGGAAUGAUAAUAUCACCCACUUUGGGUUGCUGAACAUCUACAGAGAGUACACGGAUGUUGCCGUGAUGACUCAAGUCUUCAACGUACUAAAGGCGCUGUAUCUCUACCUGAAGCCGAGAUUUACAAGCACGAGGACGUUAUUCUAUGUUGUUGGCAUGUCUAUUGAUGAUCCAGCCGGCUACCCGAUCCUGAAAUUGAUGAAAACCGUGUUCACUCCAUCAAUGUUCGUCGCCAUUGCACACCUUAGCUACCCAGUGAGGAAGUUCAAAGAUUGUCGAAUAUUCCCGGUGGUCGUGGACAGUCUACCUUCGAACCUCACCCGUGGCAAAGAUUACACUUAUGGACACACAUUCGUACGUAUUCACUGGCAUCACUAA